Messenger RNA from Ambispora gerdemannii, 1392 nucleotides. Lineage: Eukaryota; Fungi; Glomeromycota; Glomeromycetes; Archaeosporales; Ambisporaceae. The record is from the annotation of a GenBank genome assembly.
AUGCUUAGUAGAAUUAAAGUUUUUCUUGUGUUGCUAUUGGCAUUAAUAUUACCACAACAUUUGAUCAGAUGUGGACAUAACAAAAUUAAUAUCAAUUUUGCUGGGAGCAGCUUUAAAAAGAUUAUUAAGUUUCCAUCAUCUGCCACUGAAUACCUGGUAGACACAAAUAAACUUCCAGGCGUAAGUUUUCAAGGAAAACUUGUACAAUAUGCUGGAUUGUUACCAGUAUUUGGAAGUAAAAAUCCCAAUGAUACAUUAUUCUUUUGGUAUUUUGAAUCAGAAAAUAAACGUUCUAAUGAUUUGGUCCAGGAUGCAAGUUUACUUGCAGAACAUGGUCCUUUCUCAGGUUUUGACAGAAAAACAAAGAAACUUACGAAUAAUCCACAUAGUUGGCAUCAGGAUGCUCAUAUUGUCUAUGUGGACCAGCCUUUUGGUGUUGGUUUUUCCAAUUUGACUGGACAGACAAAAGUCGAAAAUGAAACUCAAGUUGGCGAAACAAUUUUCAAUUUUCUGGUAAACUUUUUUAGAGUAUUUCCGCGUUUGCGUAACAAAGAUAUUUAUCUUGCUGCAGCGUCUAUUCUUAGUAAUGGUGAAAUUGACGAGAGAAAUAAGUUUCGUUUAAAAGGAAUUUCAAUAAAUAGUGCAGUAAUUGAUCAGUAUUUUCGCCAAGUCGUCGCUGCUGCUAUUCCAUACGCAGUAGAGCAGAAUCUAAUCAAUGCCACAGAGCAGGCAUCAUUACAAGCUCUAUUAGACAAAUGCGAGCCAACUAUUGGAAGUAAAAAUUCAUCAGAAGCAACUGGAGCUGAGUAUACUACUGGCUUUGGGAAAUGUGAUGUAGCUAUUGCUGCUCUUGGAAUUAUCUAUAAAUCAAAUCCAUGCUUUUCGAUACAUGACGUGAGAUAUAAUUGCAGUAAUCCAGCACCUCCAUUUCUUCUUGUGAAUAGCGAAUUCGAUUACGUUGCAUUUCUUCAAAAUCCAAAAUUACUCGAACAAAUUCAUAUGCCUGCCAAUUCGCCUCCUUGGAAAUUAUGUAAUGAAAUCUUGAGACCUGAUCAUUCGUUGGUAACAGUGAAUAUAAUUCCAAGGUUGACUGAACAUAUUAAAGUCGUGAUUUGGAGUGGUGAUAAAGAUCCCUUGAUUAAUCAUAUUGGGACAGAAUUCGCUAUUGGAAAUAUGAGUUGGGGAGGUGAAACUGGAUUCAAGAAUAAUCAAUUACAACCAAUUCUCGAUAAAGAUAACAACAAAGUAAUCGGUAAAUUACACACAGAACGAAAUCUUACCUAUGUAAUUGUACAUGAUGCUGGCCAUUUAGUUAGCAUUGAUCAACCGAAAUCAUCACGCUUUAUCCUCCAAAAAACGGUUCUUGAUGAUCCGUUAAAAUUAGAAAAAUAA